Egretta garzetta (little egret) is the source of this 5037-nucleotide messenger RNA. It is a transcript of the gene ADGB, whose product is annotated as androglobin. Gene Ontology annotation, molecular function: calcium-dependent cysteine-type endopeptidase activity; heme binding; oxygen binding. Bases 1 to 5037 code for a protein of 1678 amino acids. The record is from RefSeq and is a predicted model, not a curated record. The transcript is spliced from 37 exons. Gene Ontology annotation, biological process: proteolysis. Lineage: Eukaryota; Metazoa; Chordata; Aves; Pelecaniformes; Ardeidae.
AUGGCGUUCCUUAUGCCGGUAGCGUCGCCCUGCCAAAGCGCUGUUGCGCGUACCUUGUACCGUGCCUGGCCUAGCGGGCAGGGUGCCUCGCACCUCGAGGAGCGCGGUAGGAACGCGAAGAUGGUGGCGCGUGCGGUGCGGUACGCGGGUGGGUGGCUUCGCGACGUGGCUGUUCCCCUGCGCGAGGGGCGGCGCGUUGGCCGCAGCCCACCGUGCGAAGCGUUUGACUUACGGGCAACUACAUCUUCCCAAGCAGGCGCUUCCAGUGAGAAGUGGAGAUUUCCUAUUUGGCCAGAAUGGAAUGAAGCAGAUAUCAAUGCAGAAAAAUGGGACACUGGAAAAGUUGGAAAAGAGAAAGAAAAAACUGGAAAAAGUCCUGUUUCAUAUGUCUUUGAGGAUCCUGAAGGGAAAAUAGAAUUGCCAGCAUCCUUAAAAGUGCAUUCUUGGAAACGUCCACAUGAGUUUUUAAUAAAUGAGAUUCCUGUGGUUGUCAAAAAUGAAGCCUCAUUUGACCUUUUUUCAGCAAAUGAGCAUCUAUUUUGUAGUGAGCUGAUGAGAUGGAUUAUAAGUGAAAUUUAUGCAGUCUGGAGGAUAUAUAAUGAAAAGGCCUUAACUAAUGGAACAUCCACCCUUUUUUGGAAACCAUGGGAACACAUUUAUGCCUUAUGUAAAGCUACCAGGGGACACAUGCCACUAUACAAUAGCUAUGGAAAAUAUGUAGUGAAACUUUAUUGGAUGGGGUGCUGGAGAAAGAUCAUUGUGGAUGACACUAUGCCUUUCAGUGAAGAGGAUAAUUUGUUACUGCCAGCUACAACCUGUCAAAUUGAACUUUGGCCAAUGUUGCUGUCCAAAGCUAUCAUUAAGCUGGCAAAUACUAGUAUAUAUGAAAUUGGAAGAAGAGAGUUGGAGGAAUUUACAGUUCUACAAACACUGACUGGAUGGAUACCAGAAGUUAUUCCUCUCCAGCCUGGAUACUUGGACAAAGUCUGGGGCUUUUUGAAAGAGAUUGUGCCAGAAUUCAAGUUGCCAAAUGAGAAAACUCCAGAACUUGAUAUUCCUCAGUCAGAUAAAAAACUUAAAGAGACCAAAGUCUCAGAGUUAAAAAAUGAAGUUUCAUCUGUGAGUAAGCAGUCAGAUAAGCCUGAGAAAGGAGAGAAAGCUGAUAAAAUUGGCAAAGAAAAAGCAGAGCAGAGAGAAAUCAGAAAGAAGAAAAGCAGAGAAGGAGAAAAAGAUAAAAACAAGUUCCCAGUUCAGUCUUCGCAAAUGUUGGCAGAAGCCCAGUGUUCUCUUCAAGCCUUAACUGAAAAAUCUUCUGUGCCAACCCAGCCAGAAAUGGCCGUGUAUGCUGGCUGUAUACCACUACAUUUGUUUGAAGAGGACAUUUUUUCGUUAGGGCAGAUGGCUGAUUCUUCAGAGAAGCUGAGGCAAUAUGGGCUCUCCCACAUAUAUAGUCAUCCUGUCCUGAUUACCAGAACUAGGUCCUGUCCUCUGGUAGCCCUACCACAGCCACCACCAGUUCCUCGUUGGAAGCUUUUCCGUCAGAAAAAGGAAACUGUUGUGACAUCUGAACCUCAAGAGCCUGUGCUAAAGAAACCUGAAGAACAUGUUGAGAUUGCUAGUCUAUUUUUGAAUUACAAAUUGAAUCUUAUCCCGAUACCCACAGACAUCCACUUUCCACAGUCUACCAUCAAAAAAGGAUUUCGUUCCAUAUCCUGUGUCCCUUCUGUUACUGAAAGUGAUGAAAAUGUAAGUGACAGUAAUGUGGAUAUGAAUCAAAGUGGGAGACACUCAAAUGCAGAAGAUUAUUCUCAGGCCUUCCGGCUGCCAGCUGUUAAUACCAACAAAGUACGGUAUAUGGUAUACUAUGGUAUAGUAAGCUGGCGCAUGUCUGUACUAGAAGCAUGGAUCAUGUGUACUGCCCACGAACAGAGACCACCCUCCUUUGGCAGCAAAAUGCAGAAGUACCCAGUAAAGAUACUGGAUCUGAUGGAAGUUGUUUGCGGAGAAUUACAUGAGGCUAACAGUUCUGAUGCAAAACGAAUGUCAGAAACGGCUGAUACUGGUAUGAACAGCCAGGCGGGGGAUAAGUCAAAGGAAGACAUUGAGUCAGAAAGGACUUCUGUGGCCAGGGAAACCUGGAUUAGCUUUGAAGACUUCUGUGUUUGUUUCCAGAACCUGUAUGUUUUCCACAAGCCACAUACAUAUGCUUAUAACUAUCAGAAGACAGAUUUUAAGUCUACUGAUGAACGAGUCUUCUAUUAUCUACUUGUGGACAGUCUGAUGCCCAUUGAAAUCCUGGUUAGCUUUUCUGCAUUAGUACACUGGGAUGAUACUGGAGGUACUAAACAAGAAUGUUCUAGUAUUUCAAAAGGUGUGCUGAUGGUUGAACAUUUCUCUUGGAAAUGUGUGACUCCUGGAGAACUUGUGUUAAAGAUGCAUACAUCUGCAACUAAAGCUACUGUGUUAAAUCUUCCUGUUGGGCGACACAUAUUGCUCUUCACAGUAAGUUCUCCCGUAGGGCACCAUAUUCAUCUGUGUAGCAUGGUGCCAUGUGUCUUUGGAGAAGAGGAUACUGUGAUGCCAGGUCUUGAAAAGGAGAGCUACCGGUUUAUAGAACAGGCUACAGCUAUCCUGAAAGCUGUUGGAAAUGUGAUAAAUAAUUUCAGCAGUAAGCCUGAACUUUCUAAAGCCUUGAAGGAGUUGGAACUAACUCACUGUCCUCCUGGCCUCCAUGGCACUGGAAUGGCUGAAGAACACUUCAAGGUUUUCAAUAGUGCAUUUUGGUAUUUGAUCAAAUAUGUAUUAGGCAAGAAGGCUCCUUACAGCUAUAAAUUUGCCUUCAGGUCCUUCACUUUGGAUUUUAAAGACACUGAGGUUUCUGAAGAUGACACUGUGUCUUCAGAGAGCUGUGAGAAGAAUUCCCUUAGUCGUUGGCAGAACCAAACUCCCACUUCUGAAGAAGAAGCAGCAGCUCUUAAGCUUCAAGCCAUCUGGAGAGGGACCUAUGUUAGGAAAGUACUGAACAGCAGAAAACCCGGUGCUAAAGAAAACGCUGAUGUCAAAGAAACCUUACAAAAAUUGUGGUCUGCGAUUGAGUUAAAUUUUGAACAGUGUGCUGUAAUGCUGUUAAGAGAAAUGUUUAAAAGAAACUGUAAAUCGAUUGAAAAGUUUCCUUGUUAUGAGGAUGAAUGGUGUAAGAUCUCUUUUGCUGACUAUGCUGUAACGUAUGCUGAUCAGCCACCAAAUGUGUGGUUUGUGGUUUUCAGAGAAAUAUUUCUUGUUCCAGAAGACAUGCUUGUAGUGCCAAAGGUGUAUACCACUAUCCCUUCCUGUAGACUUCACGUGGUUGAUAAUGACACACUGGAGGAAAUGCCACAUGUCUUUUUCAAAGUGGCACCUCAUGUUUAUCCCAAAAAUAAGAAAGGAUACACAUUCAUGGCUGAAGCAUGUACUGGUGACCUUCCUGUGGCAGCUGGAAGAUGGAGGCUCCGGCUCAUCGGUUCUCAUAAUCCACUCCCAUUCCUCUCUCGUGAGGCCGUAAAUAACGUCUAUUCUACUAAAGAAAUUAAGGACUAUUACAUACCCAAUGACAGACAUGUAAUGUUCAGGUAUUCAGUAAAAGUCACAGCAUCACAUAUUGCUACAGUGCAGGUACAAACCUCUAAAUCAGAUGUGUUCAUUAAACUGCAAGUUCUAGAUAAUGAGGAAGAAAUUGUGAAUGUCACUGGGAAGGGCCAUGCAGUCAUCCCUGCUUUUAAUUUCUUGAGUAAUGAAACACUUCUGAGUUCCCCCUCAAACAAAGCCCAGAUUAUUCAAAGUAGUACAAAGAAGGAAUUGGAAACUGGAGGAUCAAAAAAAAAAGGUCCUAUUUCAUCUUCAAAGGACACCAAAACUUCUUUCAAGCCAGGACCUGUACGAGAAGGUCCACCCGUAUUAGAAGAUGAAUCUUUCCUCUUGGAAAACUUUCAAAAUAAUGCUGGAAGUCCACAACAACCUCACAAGUAUAUCAUACAGGCAUUGGUGUUAUAUAAUAGUUGGCCACUUACUGAGAGCCAGUCUCUGUUUGUCCAGGAACUGAAAGAAAUGGAGAAAAAUGAAAUCAAAGUACACGGAGAAAAGCACGAGGAGCACAGCUUUCCCCCAGUGCUCAAUGAUUUUGAAGGACAAAAGUCUGCAAGUAUUCCUAAACCAACCAGAAAAUCAAAAGAGAAAGCAUCGGAGAAGACAGAAAAAGAGAAGUCCAGUAAAGAAAGAGGAUCACUUGUAUCUCUUGCAUCUCGACCUGAAUCGCAGCAAGCUGCUUCAAACAAACCGUACUGGACUUUACGUCUAGUUAGUGAACAGAGAGAGGCAGACAUUCUGGAAGUGAAGAAAGACACCCAGCGAGCAGAUGAGAUCAAAGCCAUGAAACAGGCAUGGGAGUCUGCAGAGCCGGGAAGAGCUAUCAAGGCUUUUCAAGAACGCAUGCGGUUUAUCAAUAAGUAUGUUGUGAGAGAUUCAGAGGAGCCCAUAGCUGGGACUGAGACUGCCAGUUUAACACCUAGUUCAGGAGAAAGAGAUUCUUUUACCACGGGAAAGAAAGCAUCACAAGCAGCUAUUCACUCAAGCUUACAAACACAGCAAAAAAAAUGGGAGCCUAUAGACCUUGGUCCUUACAUGAGAAAAACAAUGUCUGAGUCUGCAUUAAGAAAUGAGUCCAUCAUUCAACAGCAGGAGAUAUGUAAAGCAGAAAAAAUUAACCAUUUCAGGGAACUUCGAGAGCUGGCUUUGGAACAAAGAGAAAAAGAACAAAAUGCCAGAGCUUUAUUGAAGCAAAAUAUACUUGAAAUGUAUGAGAAUCUGCAGGCAUCCUUAGAUGAAACACGAGGCAGAGUUCACAGCAUUCGGGAAGCAUACAGAAGUAAGCUGCUAGAGGCUGAGCGCAUAAAACAAGAAGAGUUGGCAGCUCAUGAAGCAGUCCUGCAAGCAGAGCAAGAGAGGAAAAGCUCAACUGCACACAAAAAAAAGCAUGGAAAAGGUUUAGGGAAAAAAAAGUAA